Molecule: messenger RNA, 6754 nt
Organism: Equus quagga
Lineage: Eukaryota; Metazoa; Chordata; Mammalia; Perissodactyla; Equidae
Gene: FLRT1
Product: fibronectin leucine rich transmembrane protein 1
Exons: 2
Coding region: 744-2768 (674 amino acids)
Molecular function (GO): protein binding
Source: RefSeq, a predicted model, not a curated record
UGCCCCAGCCCCGCGGAGAACAUCCGAGCCCCUCGGCGGGGCAAUGGGCCCCCGCCGGCCCCCCGGAGACGCAGCCUGAGUGGCAGGAAUACCAAUUCCUUGCAGAGUGGCUCCCUCUCAGCUUGUCACGCAAGAACGCUCGCUGCAAGGCAGUGCAUUCUGCCAAGUGACUUAAAGGGAUUAAAAAAACUUGGUAAAGAAAAGGGGGUAAAAGCCACGCAGAAGCCUUUCAGAGGAGGUGGCGGCCAACAGACAAAAGGGCGAAAGUUGAAAGGGGCCACCCUCCCUGGAUGGGCGCCCAACCGUAGGGCAUGCCCGGGAAGCAGGGGCCCAGAACACCCUCAGGCCGCACUCGGGAGUCCCGGGGCACCCCUGCAGGCCCCCCACGCACGCCCCUUGCUCCAAGGGACGAGGCCCACAGCGCCAGUGGCCGAGGAUGCGGAGGAUGCUACCCUGGCCCCGCAGCCACGUCUAAACGCAGGAGCCUGGCAGUCUGAACGCAGGAGCCCGGCAGAGUGAAGCACUGAGUCUCCGUGUCCUGGGACGCCCCCAGGGCCACCCAAAGCCCCACAUCUGUGGUCUGUGCCGCCGGGGCCAGAAUGUGUGUGCGGCCCAGGCCCACCUCGACCAGAGGCUGACAUCCAGAGCGGCGACCCAGCCAGACCCAGCAGGCUCCAGGGCUGCAGCUCAGAAGGUGUCGAGGCUCCAAGUCAGGUGUGGCCGGGCUCCCGCAGCCAUCCACCAUGGUGGUGGCACAUCCCGCCGCCACCGCCACCACCACGCCCGCUGCCACCGUCACAGCCACCGUCGUGAUGACCACGGCUACCAUGGACCUGCGGGACUGGCUGUUCCUCUGCUACGGGCUCAUCGCCUUCCUCACGGAGGUCAUCGACAGCACCACCUGCCCCUCCGUGUGCCGCUGCGACAACGGCUUCAUCUACUGCAACGACCGGGGGCUCACCGCCAUCCCCACCGACAUCCCUGACGACGCCACCACCCUCUACCUGCAGAACAACCAGAUCAACAACGCCGGCAUCCCCCAGGACCUCAAGACCAAGGUCAACGUGCAGGUCAUCUACCUGUACGAGAACGACCUGGACGAGUUCCCCGUCAACCUGCCCCGUUCUCUGCGGGAGCUGCACCUACAGGACAACAACGUGCGCACCAUCGCCAGGGACUCGCUGGCCCGCAUCCCACUGCUGGAGAAGCUGCACCUGGAUGACAACUCCGUGUCCACCGUCAGCAUCGAGGAGGACGCCUUUGCCGACAGCAAGCAGCUUAAGCUGCUCUUCCUGAGCCGGAACCACCUGAGCAGCAUCCCCUCGGGGCUGCCCCGCACGCUGGAGGAGCUGCGGCUGGACGACAACCGCAUCUCCACCAUCCCCCUGCACGCCUUCAAGGGCCUCAACAGCCUGCGGCGCCUGGUGCUCGACGGCAACCUGCUGGCCAACCAGCGCAUCGCCGACGACACCUUCAGCCGUCUGCAGAACCUCACCGAGCUCUCGCUGGUGCGCAACUCGCUGGCCGCCCCGCCCCUCAACCUGCCCAGCGCCCACCUGCAGAAGCUCUACCUGCAAGACAACGCCAUCAGCCACGUCCCCUACAACACGCUGGCCAAGAUGCGCGAGCUGGAGCGCCUGGACCUGUCCAACAACAACCUCACCACGCUGCCCCGCGGCCUGUUCGACGACCUGGAGAACCUGGCACAGCUGCUGCUCCGGAACAACCCCUGGUUCUGCGGCUGUAACCUCAUGUGGCUGCGGGACUGGGUGAAGGCUCGGGCGGCCGUGGUCAACGUGCGAGGCCUCAUGUGCCAGGGCCCCGAGAAGGUGCGGGGCAUGGCCAUCAAGGACAUCACCAGCGAGAUGGAUGAGUGCUUCGAGACGGGGUCCCAGGGCGGUGCGGCCAACGCCGCCGCCAAGACCACGGCCAGCAACUACGCCUCGGCCACCACACCCCAGGGCUCGCUCUUCACCCUCAAGGCCAAGCGGCCAGGGCUGCGCCUCCCCGACUCCAACCUUGACUACCCCAUGGCCACGGGCGAUGGGGCCAAGACCCUGGUGAUCCACGUGAAGCCCCUGACGGCGGACUCCAUCCGCAUCACAUGGAAGGCCACGCUCCCCGCCUCCUCCUUCCGGCUCAGCUGGCUGCGCCUGGGCCACAGCCCGGCCGUGGGCUCCAUCACAGAGACCCUGGUGCAGGGGGACAAGACAGAGUACUUGCUCACGGCCCUGGAGCCCAAGUCCACCUAUAUCAUCUGCAUGGUCACCAUGGAGACAGGCAACACCUACGUGGCCGACGAGACCCCCGUGUGUGCCAAGGCGGAGACGGCCGACAGCUACGGCCCCACCACCACGCUCAACCAGGAGCAGAAUGCAGACCCCAUGGCGGGCCUGCCCCUGGCGGGUAUCAUCGGGGGCGCGGUGGCCCUUGUCUUUCUUUUCCUGGUCCUUGGGGCCAUCUGCUGGUACGUGCACCGGGCCGGCGAGCUGCUGACCCAGGAGCGGGCGUACAACCGGAGCAGCCGGAAAAAGGACGACUAUAUGGAGUCGGGGACCAAGAAAGAUAACUCCAUCCUGGAAAUCCGCGGCCCCGGGCUGCAAAUGCUGCCCAUCAACCCUUACCACGCCAAAGAGGAGUACGUGGUCCAUACCAUCUUCCCCUCCAAUGGCAGCAGCCUCUGCAAGGGCACGCACACCAUCGGCUACGGCACCACGCGAGGCUACAGGGACGGCGGCAUCCCUGACAUUGACUACUCCUACACAUGAUGCCAGCCUCCGGGCCGCCCCCGCCCCGGCUCCCGCCGUCCUCCUGGUGUGGUGACGACGUGGCUUUGCCCAGCCUGCUGCCGUCCGACGACAGAGCAAGGAAAAGAAAUUCCAUGAUGACUUUCCCAGCAGAAAGCAGAGUUUGGGGAGGGUUGAUGAUUUUGUAGAACACGACCGUGAAAAACGCAAUUUUUUUUAAAGCAUAGAAGGCAGAAGGGGGAUUUGACGCAGCCGAAGACAUAAUUUAUACGGAAUUAUGCCAGCUGAGGAGGGAAAAACUAAAAAUAAUAUUGCAGGAAGGGUUGGGCCAGGGUUUUAUUUUUUUUCCCCGAACUGGAAAGAUACUACCUGGACCACAUCUGUGUGCGCCUCAUGGUCUGUUCAGGGCCGUCACAAAAGAACCGUCAGAGGGAAGCAGCCACCACCAGAGGCCCCACGCAGCUCUCGCUGCUGGCUGCUCGCUGGCGACGACGCGAUAGAAGGUUUUCAGGCUCCUCACAAAGGAGACGGGGAAGAAAAGGUCUUUCGCUACAGAGAUGCUGUCCUGAAACCUCUUCCGCGGUUCUUUCCAUCUCGUUUCCCUUCCAGAUUUGCAGAAAUAUCGCGUCUUUCAAUGCAUCCUUUGAACAACAAUGUAGUCGAUUAAAAAACACUUUCUUUUCCCGUGCUGAAGCCCUCUUCGUUUCCACGCACCGUCCUCCGUGGAAGCCCCCUGGGAGCGGUGGCUUUCCUGGGAGGUGCAUCUAUUCACCUGUCUCUCUCCAUGUCACCUCUAAAUACAGAUGGGUAGAUAGAGCCACAUAUACGGUCCUCACAGUACUUCUUGGGUCAGUUCAUCCAAUUUCCUGAGAUGAUAGAGUCGCGAAACCGUUGCUUUCUCCUAGAAAUCACUGAGUAAGUAGACGAGGUGUGUUGGGGAUGGCAGUGGGAGCGGGGCAUCAUGCUGUUGCUACAGGUGGAAGUGUGUCUGUCCUGGGCGGGUGGCUAGGGAGACUCCGGGCAAGGAUGCUUUCUAUCUGAUCCUAUCUCAGGUUGGCCGGAGCUGGGCCACGCUCCUUUCUGAUCCAGAGAAAAGCUUUAUUUCACUGCUGGUGUCCUCAUCUCUCUCUCCCCCGCACACAGAUGCGAUCACCCCCAUAGCUACUUUCUGAGCGUUUGCUCUGUGCUCUAUGCUUCCUCCUGGGAUGGGUAAUUGGUACAGGGAUGGGUUUUUUUUUUUUUUUUUCGGGAUCAGCUGAUUAGACCUAAUGGUUUCCAUGGCUGCUCAAAACAAAGCCCAGAAAAGACAGGAAAUUCUCAGAAGUGCCCUGGGAGAUGACACCCCCCCCCAAAUGCAUGACACCCCACCAUGCCCACUCCUGGGCCUCUGCUCCAGAGAAAGAAGCCCAGACCUGUCUCUAAAAAUGCCAGCCACCAAAAGGAUCCCGACCGGGCCCUCCAAAGAGUUAAGAUUUGAUUUCCUCCCUCUGGAAUCAACGUUGCCAUCAUUUAUCAACCGACAGUGCAGUGUGGCGAGCCAUGAGAUUAAAACGAUGGUGAAAUAAUGACAGCAAAUCUGGAAAGAAGAGAGGCGCGGUGCCCAGGGUUCUCAUAUCGCCUGCAUCCCAGCACUGGGGGGACGCGGGUCAGCGUCUGUCAACAUGCCACUUGUCCGGCAGUGGGGAAGAGCCACGUCAAAGGAGAGAGGCUGGUCUGAGAGCAGGGACGAUGAGAAGGGGUCCAGCUCCUGGCGGGGGCGUUUUUAAAAGGCCUUGACUGCUUUGACAAAAGCCAAAGGCAGGAAACAAGGCUGAAGAGCAGUCACAGGGCCACCGUGACAGGCCCCGGGGCCGGCCACCCGCCACACAUGAAAAGAUGCUACUGGUCCUCUCGGUGAAGAGGCAGGGGUUGAAAGAAAUGGACACAAGGCCCGUGUGAGAGAGCUGGAGAAGAGGCAGGGCCCCCAUCGCCAGGCCAGAUGGAUGGCCUUGCCAAAUGAGGAAUCCACUCCCCAGCCCCAGGGAGGGGCCAAGGGGCACGGACACGUUUCAUCCUAAACUAAGCCUUUUUUCCCUUUUCCCACUUGAAUCGUUUUCUCAAACAAUGAGGCCGGGAGAGAAAUUUUUCCAAGCCUUAACUCCACGUCUGCAUAGAGGUCGCCCUCCUUGGCCGGCAGCGCCCCAGACACAGGCCUGUUCCAGCAGCUGAGGGAGGAGCCGGGGCCCCGCUGGGCGUGGCCAGGAGGAGAAGGUGCACGAGGGUGCAGGGCACUGGCCGGGGGACAGAAGUCCGAGGUCUCUGCUGUUUCUGAAAGGGGGUCUCACCCCUCAAGGCACUACUCCUGCCUCUGCCAGUGUCCCAGGAAAAUCGGUCCCCGGCCUCCCCAUUGCGGGUCACUAAGUCCGUGCUGCCAAUGUGCUCGUCCCUCACCUCACUCCAGGUCCUCCUCUCUCUGAGCCUGGUGGGAUUUCAGAUCAUCCCUUAGAGGCUAGGAAAGAAUCUGGGGAUCAGCAGGCAGCCCCAUACAGUGAGAGUUGCAGGCAGGACAAGCGGGCCAGAGAGCCAGCCUGUGCCAGCAACGCCCUCCAAGACCAGCCCCAGGUGAUGAACUUCCCUCCCCUAUAGCACAAAGCAGGCCCGGGCCUGCCGGGGCCUGAAGACCACAGGGGUCUCCCGCCCCGGGCUCUGGUACUGAUGGAGCUCAGGCAGGGGCGCCCCGCGGCUGGACAGCUCAGGCCCCGCCUGCCUCGCCACAGUCAUCCAGCCUCCCGCCAGUGUAAAUGCUGAAGAUGGCGAGACACAGCCGAGCCAGGGCCCUGGGGCCCGCUCUUAUCUUUCCUGCCUUCAGCAUCCCCACAUCUUCCCAGGGUCCUCUCUGAGAGUGGGCCCCCAAAUGUCUGCUGCCUCGCCUCACCCCAAACCAGGGAGGGGCCUGAAGCCAGGUCCACUCUGAAACCCCAUCCCCUCCCGGCCCAAGUCCUCCGAGCUGGCCGCGUGACACGAGAGAGAGGACAUUCCAGGGCGCCCAGCCUCCCCCACCCCCUAGAAGCAGGUGAGGACCUGGACCACCACUUCUGUCUAGAAUCUCCCUUCUGUGGGCGGCUGACCUGACCGGCGCAGCCUCUAACUAGCCAGAACGACCUCAGUGGCCUCAGCGUUGAUGCGCGCAUUUUACAGCAUUUAAGGCAGAUUUCAAGUUAAAAAAAAAAGCCCACGACACUUCUUUGGAUAAGUGGUUUACCCUUCGUGGUAAUUAGAUGUGGUGAUUGGGAUCUCUUUUCUAUUACAUGGCAAUUUUCCUUUAAAUUUCCCCUAAAAAAAAAAAAAAAAGGCAAGAGAAGGCCGGGAAGACAGGAGGCAGGCGCCUGAGAGUCAUUUGCAUUUUGCGAAUGAGGCCUCUUGUAAGCUCAGCUCAGGCGUGGGGCCCAACGUAUGGAAUGCUUAAGAGAUUACUAAGAAUAAAAUCUAUUAAUUAGUCAUACUCAAUUCCGCAGACAUCAUGUGCAUCCAAAGCCUCUUUGCUUCCCCUUUCUCCUUCUCUCUUCCUCCAUCUUCUCCUCUAAAUUGGCUCUGGCUUCCUGGACCGCCUCCCCGGUAACAUGGCGGCCACGUGGCUGCCUAGGGGGCCUCCCCACCCAGGGCCGGGAUGCUGGGUUUGGGGCAGGAGCUGGGGCACCGGCUCCUUCCCACUCUGGGGGAUGCUGGCAGGGGAGGUAACAGCAGCUGGGAAGAUGGCAGUGCCUGGGGGCCCCCAGCUUCCCCACCCAAAGCCUGAAGGCCUCGCCUGCCUUGUGCCUAUCCUCCCUCCCUCCAGCCUCCUCCUCUUACCCCUAGGGUCCCUGGAGGUCCUCCGGCCCCAAGAAGGGGAGAGAGGCCAGGCUGAGAGUGAGGAAGUGUCAGGGAGGUGCAGGGAAAGCGCGUUCCGUGAAUCCACCUCCUCUAUUUCCCCUUCUGUAAAGUGAGGGUGGGGUCUAGCUUCACCCCCAAAAAGCUGGGUGCUCCACUGA